AUGCCAAGGGAUCGAUUCAAGGCCAUCUUACGAUUUUUGCACUUCAAUGACAAUACGCACUACAACCAAGAUGAUCCAGACAGGGAUAGACUCUAUAAGAUUCGUAGAUUGAUUGACUGUUUGAAGGCAAAUUGUCAACGAGCAUUCGAGCCAGGCAAAAAUAUUUGUGUUGAUGAAUCUCUCCUGUUGUUCAAAGGACGCUUGGCCUUCAAACAAUAUAUCAAGACAAAGAGAUCUCGGAUUGGGGUCAAGUUUUAUGAGCUCUGUACGAGUAAUGGUAUCUUGCUAGACUUUGAAAUCUACUGUGGUAUUAGAUUGCCAGAAAUCCAGGGUUUGUCAACUACAGAAACCAUAGUUGCCACUCUGAUAGAACCACAUUUGAAUGCUGGGCGGUGCAUCUUCCUAGACAAUUACUAUACUUCACCAAAUCUUGCAGCCUGGCUUCUAGCUAGGGGAACCUAUGUCAUCGGAACUGUCAAAUCAAACAGGAAAAACUUUCCUAAGGCCUUGGCUACUGACAGAAUUGAGAAGGGACAAUCAAUAUUCUACAGAUGUAAUGAUGAACAUGUCUUGGCAGUAAAGUUCCGUGCUCUCAAAGACAAGUCAACAGGCAAGCCUAAGAUUGUACACUUGUUGAGCACUGCAACAGCUGCUGAUACUGGUCCCACUGGAAAGAAAGACAGAGCAGGGAAUGAUGUGAUCAAACCGACAUGCGUCCUGCAGUAUAACCAGCAGAUGGGAGGUGUCGACAUGAUGGACCAACAACUACAUGGAUUUCACACGUGCAGAAAAUCGUACAAAUGGUACAAGAAGGUUGCCUUCCACAUGAUAAUGCAAAACUGCCUCAGUGCAAACAAGUUGUACAAUCUUCAGCAAGGAAAAAAAACUCCUUUUCUGAACUAUUUGCAUGAUGUUGUAGCCAUGUUACUGACAUCAAGUCCCAAGCUGAACAAACUUGUCAUUCGGGAGGAGACCGUGCACCGACUUACCGGACGUCAUUUUCCUGUCCUCAGAGGAUUUGUACCCAGUGGAAAGCGGAGGAAAACAAAGAACUGUAAAGUUUGCUAUGCUAGGGGCCUAAGAGGACCAUCUGGCAAACCAUUGGAAACAGUGAUGGUGUGCAAAAAUUGUCCAUCACACCCGGGACUACACGUGGACAGGGACUGCUUUGAAGCUUACCAUACUGAAGUUGACUAUUCUGGAGACCCCCUAAUAGACAAUGAUGACUAUUAG
This is a messenger RNA of Lineus longissimus, 1233 nucleotides long. Its product is annotated as piggyBac transposable element-derived protein 4-like. NCBI's taxonomy places the organism in Eukaryota, Metazoa, Nemertea, Pilidiophora, Heteronemertea, Lineidae. The transcript has a single exon. The record is from RefSeq and is a predicted model, not a curated record. Bases 1 to 1233 code for a protein of 410 amino acids.